GUCGCUGGCGAAGUUCCGAGUUUUGAAUUGCGCACGGGUCCUGCAGUGUAAAUUGCUCUCCAGUCUACGGUAACGGUGUCCGGGCUCCCGCCCCUUUGGAAAUGAGCUUGCCCUCACUUCUGUUGGUGCUUGCCGCAGCUACUCCGGUAGUUAGACUCAGUGACGACACCUGUUCCCAGGACUCUUGCCCUCCUACAAUGUCUGUGAACGAGAGGACAUUCAUCGCGGUCAAGCCCGAUGGCGUUCAGAGAAAUCUUGUUGGGAAGAUUAUCGCACGAUUUGAAGAGCGUGGUUACAAGCUCGUUGCUCUGAAGAUGAUGACUGCUUCCAAAGCACAUCUCGAAGUCCACUACCAAGAGUUGAAGGACAAGCCUUUCUUCCCGAAACUCAUAGAGUACAUGAGCUCCGGACCCGUCGUUGCUAUGGUCUGGCAAGGUCUGGAUGUGGUGAAGCAGGGCCGUUCGAUGCUCGGCGCCACCAACCCGCUCGCCUCGGCCCCAGGAACCAUCCGCGACAUGGGUUUACGAGUAGACUAUGACGAGGCAACACCUUGUACUACGGUUGUCUAG
This is a messenger RNA of Cylicocyclus nassatus, 569 nucleotides long. Lineage: Eukaryota; Metazoa; Nematoda; Chromadorea; Rhabditida; Strongylidae. The record is from the annotation of a GenBank genome assembly.